Messenger RNA from Anneissia japonica, 1160 nucleotides. RefSeq lists its product as uncharacterized. The transcript is spliced from 5 exons. The record is from RefSeq and is a predicted model, not a curated record. The coding region runs from base 588 to 1160 and encodes 190 amino acids. NCBI's taxonomy places the organism in Eukaryota, Metazoa, Echinodermata, Crinoidea, Comatulida, Comatulidae.
GCUAACCGUUAGCGCUAACCGUUAGCACCUGCGUGAGAACGCCCAAUCGGUUAGCGCUAACCGUUAGCAAUUUGACCUCAUUUCCAUCAUUAACCAAUCAGACGUACGCAAUUCCAAUGAGGUCAGGGGUUAUAUUUUCCCAUAAUUCUUUUCGCACACGUUUGUUUACUUUUAUUUCGAUCAUCGCAUGCUGUCUACUUUGUUUUAGUUUUCCCGCACAGGCCUUUUGUUUUUCACUGAUCAGUACGGUGAUAUUUUAACAGUUAUCUGUUAUAAUGGCCAAUAAUAGACAUGUUUGGUCGGACUCUGAGUUGUCCGACCUAAUUGACAUUUGGUCUGAACCAGAAUUUUUAGAUCUUGCCAAAGACAAAAAAAGGAGAAAAAAAAAUCGAGUUUUUGAGCUUAUAGCUAAACUUUUAAACGGUCUGGGAUAUGACACGACGGCUCAGCACGUUUGUAACAAAUUAAAAAACCUUAGAUCGAUGUAUAAAGAGUGUAUACGAGAAGAUGAGGCCACAAAAUCUGGAGAGUAGACUCCGACCUGGAAAUUUUAUUGGAGGGUUCACAAGAACUUGAGUGGACGCCCAAUGGUGGAUCCCAUAGAAGGCACUCUCGGUGAAUCCUCAUUACCUCCUUCUAGGCCUAGGCCUAGACAGCCGGAAACGUCCAGCCUUGAUAACUUUUAUAGCAGUGAGACUGAGAGCACAACUGCUGAUGCUUUUGCAAUUAUUCAACAACAGUCCUUGGCUGAAAUAUCAGGACCCAUAUGUGUGGUGUGCACGAAGGAAUGUGGUUCACACAAGCGUUUUGAAUACAGAAGGCCUGUCCAUAUUAUACCACCAUGCUUAGGUGAAGGUCCAAGUGUUAUAGAAGAAGGUUAUGGUGUAGACGUGAGGUGUGCAAUAUGUUUCGAUGGUGCUCUGUCCGAUACAUCAACGCCUAGUAAACGGAGGCUGGAAAGUGAUGAAAGCUACAAUGAUGAUGCUAGUAUGCCUACUACUUUAAGACCCGAAGCAGACAUCAUUAAUAUAGCCGAUAAAGGUGCUGUUUCAGAUGCAGAACAAACUCCUAUCAAAAGAUGUAAGUGCUGGGUUUUAUUCAUGAUGGGUAUAACUUCUUUCUCGAUAUUACAUACCUAUGUUGUAGCUGUAGAAAAUUAA